This is a messenger RNA of Andrographis paniculata, 1882 nucleotides long. RefSeq names its product auxin transporter-like protein 3. The transcript is spliced from 8 exons. Gene Ontology annotation, cellular component: plasma membrane. NCBI's taxonomy places the organism in Eukaryota, Viridiplantae, Streptophyta, Magnoliopsida, Lamiales, Acanthaceae. The record is from RefSeq and is a predicted model, not a curated record. Bases 176 to 1579 code for a protein of 467 amino acids.
UAUCUAUCAGAAAGCACUCAAAAGAAAAUGAAAAAGAAAAGAAAGGAAAGAGAAUUUUUUGAAAAAGGUAAUUAUAUAACUUAAGAGUCUAUCUAUUAUAUAUUGAAGCUCCCUCUCUCCCUCCUUCCACACACUACACUCCAAAGAGCUCAAAAGGUUCUCCAAUAGGUUAGCCAUGGCUGCAGAGAAGGUGGAGACUGUUGUUGCCGGGAAUUACGUGGAAAUGGAGAGGGCAGAAGAGGAUGAAAAGUCUACCAGCUCGGCCAAGACCACACUGUCAAGGAUGUUUUGGCAUGGUGGUUCAGUUUAUGAUGCUUGGUUCAGCUGCUCAUCAAAUCAGGUUGCACAAGUGCUGCUUACACUGCCAUACUCAUUCUCUCAACUUGGAAUGGUGUCUGGAAUUCUGUUUCAACUUUUCUAUGGGCUGAUGGGGAGCUGGACUGCUUACCUCAUCAGUGUGCUUUAUGUUGAGUACAGGACUAGGAAGGAAAGGGAGAAAGUCGAUUUUCGAAACCAUGUCAUUCAGUGGUUUGAAGUUCUUGAUGGUCUACUUGGGAAGCAUUGGAGAAAUAUAGGCCUGUUUUUCAACUGCACUUUUCUUCUGUUUGGAUCUGUGAUUCAGCUCAUUGCAUGUGCAAGUAACAUAUAUUACAUAAAUGACAAUCUUGAUAAAAGAACAUGGACAUACAUAUUCGGAGCUUGCUGUGCCACAACUGUCUUUAUCCCUUCAUUCCACAACUACAGGAUUUGGUCAUUUUUAGGCCUUAUUAUGACAUCUUACACAGCUUGGUACCUAACUGCUGCUUCCCUCAUCCAUGGCCAGGUUGAAGAAGUGAAGCAUUCAGGGCCAACCACAAUGGUCCUUUACUUUACUGGAGCUACAAACAUUCUUUAUACAUUUGGUGGACAUGCUGUCACUGUGGAAAUAAUGCAUGCAAUGUGGAAGCCACAAAAGUUCAAGCUAAUAUACUUGCUAGCAACCAUUUAUGUUCUAACAUUGACUCUUCCAUCAGCAAGUGCUGUCUAUUGGGCUUUUGGGGAUAAGCUUUUGAACAGAUCCAAUGCUUUGGCUUUGCUCCCAAGAACUGCUUUUAGAGACAUUGCUGUAAUCCUCAUGCUCAUCCACCAGUUUAUAACAUUUGGAUUCGCGUGCACCCCGCUGUACUUUGUGUGGGAGAAAUUCAUAGGCGUGCACGAGACUAAAAGCUUGAUCAAGCGCGCCAUAGCCCGGCUGCCGGUGGUGAUUCCUAUAUGGUUUCUGGCAAUUAUUUUCCCAUUCUUUGGGCCAAUUAACUCCACAGUUGGAUCACUUCUUGUUAGCUUCACUGUCUACAUCAUUCCAGCCUUGGCACAUAUGAUCACUUUUGCUUCUGCCUCAGCCAGAGAGAAUGCAGUGGAGAGGCCACCAAGAUAUGUUGGGGGGUGGGUUGGAUUGUACUCAGUGAACAUAUUUGUGGUGGUGUGGGUUUUCAUUGUUGGCUUUGGAUUUGGAGGGUGGGCAAGCAUGGUCAAUUUUGUACACCAAAUUGACACUUUUGGCCUCUUCACCAAAUGCUAUCAGUGCCCCAAACAUGCAUAAAGAUUAAGGUUAUAUGUAUAUGGCUUGCAAUUGACAGUGGUUAUUACAAGUCAAGAAGAAGAGAAGUUGUGGUAGUAUAUUUUGUCAGAACUAUACUUAUGUAAGUGUGUAAAAAUUCAAGAUUGUCUUUGUAGGACCAGCUUUGGUUAGUACUUUCUUGGGACAUCAUUCCCUCUUCUGUUGAAGGGUUUCUUCAACAUUAUAAGUGUGCCUGUUGAUGCAUGUUUGUGUUAAGAAAUUAAUGUAAUUCCCUUUGUUUUUUCGGGAUCACUAUAUAUAUGUAUGUAUGUAUGUUUCUAUUAA